UUUCACCUGCACUCAGUGUCCAAAGAUUUUCUCACGCAAAUAUAAUCUUGAUGUUCACAUGAGAGUUCACACUGGAGAGAAUCCGUUCAUAUGUGAUCAAUGUGGGAAGAGUUUCACACACAAAUAUAAUCUUGAUGUUCACAUGAAGAUCCACACAAGAGAGAGACCGUACACAUGUGAUCAGUGCGGGAAGAGUUUCUCUCGAAAAAAAUACCUUGCAUUGCACAUGAACAUCCACACUGGAGAGAAACCGUACACUUGUGAUCAAUGUGGUAAGAGUUUCACACAAUCAUCAAACCUUAAGAGACACAUGAAGAUCCACACAAGAGAGAAACUGUACUCAUGUGAUCAGUGCGGGAAAACAUUUUUGUGGGCUUCAAACCUGAAGCAGCACCUGAGAGUUCAUACACAGGAGAAGCCACAUUCGUGUGAUUUGUGUGGAAAGAGUUUUUCAAAGCUACAAAUUUUAAAAGUACAUCAGAAACUUCAUACUGGUGUGGGAGAGUACAUGUGCUUUGAGUGUGAAAAGACUUUUAUUUCAGCGGCCCAUUUAAAACUGCAUGAGACGAUUCACACUGGAGAGAAACCUUACAAGUGUUCACACUGUGACAAGAGAUUCACUCAUGCAGGAAAUCUGAAAAAACAUGAGAGGAUUCACACUGGAGAGAAACCUUACAAGUGUUCACACUGUGACAAGAGAUUCAAUCAGUCUUCAUACAUGAAAAGACAUGAGAGGAUCCACACUGGAGAGAAACCGUAUCACUGCACUGCAUGUGGGAAGUGUUUCAAUCAAUCAUCUGCUCUACACAGUCAUACAAAAAACAUUCACAGUAAGUAGAUCAUCUUCAGAUCCAGCACUUUCAGAUCUGAUGCUGCAAUAAUGCUGCAAGCAACAAAAUAUCAUCUGGAUAAAUCUGUCCUAAUCAGACAUUACAAGCAACAUGACAGAAACAAGUUUUCACAGUUAAUAAAGUUCAUCUUCAUCUUCAAAAGCAGCAGAUUCAACUGAGAUUCAGAUCAACUCAAAGAUGGAGUUUCUACCCAAAGAACAAUGUCGAAAUGUUUUAUUAUUGUAUAUCAUUUUGCUUCAUGAUAUAAAUGUUAUACUUGUAAUUUUAUAUGAGUUUCAUGUUACCGUAAUUCCUCAAAUAAAAAACGGUAGUCAAAUAAACGCCGGGCCUCUUAUCGUGGCCGGGGGCGUGGUAACAUGGACAAAUUAAGGCCGGGGGGAAAUUUGUGCAGCAGAGCCAGAUAACGAACGUACACGCCCACUGCCGGAGCGUUUCUCGUUCUCGAGUCAAGAACCGGUUGCAUCGGUUUUCGGAUCACCAGUACACUGAACCGAGAAGCAUUU
Messenger RNA from Carassius auratus (goldfish), 1354 nucleotides. Its product is annotated as zinc finger protein 484-like. Gene Ontology annotation, biological process: regulation of transcription by RNA polymerase II. Lineage: Eukaryota; Metazoa; Chordata; Actinopteri; Cypriniformes; Cyprinidae. Bases 59 to 838 code for a protein of 259 amino acids. The record is from RefSeq and is a predicted model, not a curated record. Gene Ontology annotation, molecular function: DNA-binding transcription factor activity, RNA polymerase II-specific. The transcript has a single exon. Gene Ontology annotation, cellular component: nucleus.